Molecule: messenger RNA, 1188 nt
Organism: Colletotrichum gloeosporioides
Lineage: Eukaryota; Fungi; Ascomycota; Sordariomycetes; Glomerellales; Glomerellaceae
Product: O-methyltransferase lepI
Exons: 4
Coding region: 1-1188 (395 amino acids)
Molecular function (GO): O-methyltransferase activity
Source: RefSeq, a predicted model, not a curated record
AUGGCCAUCACUCCAAGCGAACUUCCCGGCCUCAUUUCUCAGUUGUCCGCUCUCGUCAACUCAAAUCGAGACGGGGCACCAACCCCGGAGAUGGAGCUCAUCGCGGAGAAGAUCCUAUACGCGACACGGCCGUACGGCAACGAUGCCAUGAACCGCAUCUACCCGUACGUCGAAAUCGUGACGAUCAGACUGUUCAUAGACUGGGGCGUUUUCGAGAACAUCCCUGACGAGGGAACCAUUUCAUACGCGCAACUGGCAAAGAGGGUGGAUGCCGAUGAGUCAAUUCUCAGACGCUAUGCAUGGAUUCUUGUGGCGCGGAACAUCCUCAUCCAGACGGGCGAGGAGCUGCUAUCUCACUCGGAGGUAUCAAAGAAGUACAUACCUGGCAAUCUGGAAGUGAAACUGGCCACGUUCUACUACGAUGAGAUGUUCCUCACAGCGGUGAAGAUGCCAGAGUACUACCGCCACUACGGACGCCGCGAGCCGACGCAGCAGAACCACACGCCGUACUCCUACGGCCACGGCGAGCCGGACAAGACGCUGUGGGAGAUCUGCCACAAGGAACCCGCGCGGUUGAAGCGCGUCAUGGACGCCAUGGACACGGUUACACACGGCCCGAUGAUCGGAAAGGAGUACGAUUUUAGCUGGCUCAAGGCGAAGAUCGCGGACCCGUUGCAGAAGGACAGGAUCCUGUUUGUGGACGUCGGCGCUGGGAAGGGGCAUAUUACCAAGGCGAUUCUGCAGGAGAACCCGUUCAUCCCUCGCGACCGCGUGGCGUUGGAGGAUCGGGACGAGGUUAUGAAGCAGGUUGCGGUGAAUCCUGAUCCGGGGCUUGCGGGGGUGAAGCUGCAGAGUCAUGAUUUUCACACGGAGCAGCCUAUCAAGAAUGCUUUCAUCUACUUCAUCUGCCGCUGUCUUCACAACUACAGCGACGAGGUGUCUGGGAAAAUGUUGAAUCAUCUCAGCCAGGCCAUGGGGUCGGACAGCAGGGUGCUGGUUGCGGAAAUGGUCAUGGAUGACCCGCCACAGCCGUUGCAGGCCAUGUAUGAUUUCACUAUGCUUGACAUUGGCGGGAAGGAGAGAACGGCGAAGAAUUGGGCUCAGAUGGCGGCCGGAGCGGGGUUCAAGGUGAAUAAGAUAUACGGUACAAGUAGAGAGAUGAAGGUUGUAGAACUGGUCAAAGCCUGA